GAACCACAUCAUAGAUCGGGGUUGUCAUCUUGCUUGUGUAACUUUUCUGAGGCACGAGAAUGUAAACAACACUAUUGGCAGCCAUUGACAGUUGUGAUUCAACAAAAUGGCGAACGCCAUCACGCUUGCAACAUCGGAGAAACCAUCGUUGACUGUGUCCUCCAUUGGGACGCUACUUGCACGACAUUAUGGCCUGCACAUGACCAGUUGCCAGAAACUUAACAGCUAUGAAGAUUUGAACUUCCGGGUCAAGGUGGAGUCAAACGGAGACAAUUCGAAGGAAACGUGUUGUCAUGGUUAUAUUUUCAAAGUUGCUAACAAACGAAACUCACAGAACACAAACUAUAUAGAAGCCCAGCACGAGAUGAUGUCCUGUGUGCUCGGGAAUGGUAUCCUCGCCCCCCGGGCCGUCCCCACCCUCACCGGGCACCUGUACCUGACGGUGAACCUGCCAGACGAGGGCUCUGAAAACACAGACAGCACGGACACUGACUCCCCCUAUGUUGUGCGGCUGUUUGAGUAUAUCCCUGGGACAAUUAUACAGUCUGUUCCCCUCACGCCGGGGCUGUGUUACAAGGUGGGGGAGAUGGCGGGCAGAGUUGACACGGCGUUAAAGGGCUUCGAUCAUUCUGGUUUCCAUGGUAACCCAGUGAUCUGGCGCCUUGACCAUCUGCCGUUGAUUCUUGACUUGCUGCACGCGGUAGAGGACAAUGGUGACAGAGAGAUGGUCAGUGACGUAAUCAAGACAUUUCAGUCACGUGUUCUGGAACACCUGAAUGAAUUUCCACAAGGAAUGAUCCAUGGUGAUUUGAACGAAGGGAACAUCCUGGUAACUGAAGCUGCGGAUGACGACAGAUGGAGGGAUGAGCACGAUGUGUCCGCCAUCUUGGAUUAUAGUGACAGUGCUUAUCAGCCAUACAUCUUUGAGGUAGCCAUAGGAAUGACGUACAUGUCAAUCCUUAGCGACAACAUCUCACCACAAACUGCAUCCGGGUAUGUUCUGGCAGGCUAUCUUACCCAGAAUGAUUUGUCAGACAGAGAAAUAAAACUGUUAAAGUUAUGUGUAUGCGCGCGCAUCACUCAGUCACUGGUAAUUGGCGCCUUCUCAUUCCACGUUGAUCCCAGUAACGACUACACGCUUAACACGGCUAGGAUAGGCUGGCCACGACUUCGUCAACUGUGGAAAAUAGAUACAGAACAGUUGGUCAGAGAUUGGCGGAACAUUGCCAGGUCCUGCGAGGAAACACGCGUGACUGAUGAUGGUGGCGAUGAUGAUGAUGAUGAUUGUGGUGAUUAUAAUGACGAGGAGUAUGUAAGGCUGGGACGAGUCUAAAUUUACUACAGACCUAGACCCUCUAUUACCCGACCCUACCCACUCUAGGUCUUAAGUUUGGUAAGAAAUUGGGAAUAUUUUUACUUGAGCCCUGACAAAAGGUAUUUAGAUAAACAUCUAGUACGCCAUAAAACGAUCUGAUCGUGCAUACACUGAAGUUGACCGAAGCUUAGUCUCUACUUAAAAAACAGAAGUAAUGUGUGCAUAGUCAGACAGAAAUGCGGACAUUAGCGACUUGUUAUUAUCAUACAAAAAAACCCACGGGUCCGGGUAGUCCCGAGUACCCGAGUUACCCGUCCAAGCCCUAUGAGGAUGUGGAUUUUAAGGCUCGACAGAGAUAAACCCUCUUAUCUGAUGUCAUACCCCUCUUUAGUGUAUUAAAGCCUCAAGGUUUGGGGGGUUUCAUAUUUGUGUCUGUCAUAUUGUUCAAGGGGAGUUGUCCUCGGAUGGUAGCUCAGGGUGGACGACUGAAGACAAAACUCAGGGGUGGAGUUUAAGAAGAUGGCAGCCAUGUUUAUUGUUGAUCACAAUAGGGAAUAACCGCCGAAAAGUUUCAUGAUGAGGAUGGCGUGACAGAACGCACACCGGGACCGAGUGGCCAGGGUUCCGGGGUGCGGAGACCCGCUCUGUCACUUACACACAGGCUGGAAGUCGGACUGCGAUUCCUCAUCAUCGAUGUAGGCGCCUAGCGUACAAUCAGUCCGCAUUCAUCGGUGAUCUGGGUCCGUCUCACAGAUCAAUGUUGUUGCGUUAAAUGUUUUAAGAGGUCGCCUCUGCCUCAACAAUUUCGGCUGACUUGUCCCUCUUUGGGCUUCAUGUGUGUGAGUAGGGUACACAUAUCUAUUGUGAGUUUUUGUAUUCAUUACAUUUCUGUUUCGUAUUUUGAUAUGAUUUCAUUGAUUCUUUGUCUAUUCUGUUAAUAUACGUUCGAGUAGCUGUCCAUGUCUCCGAAAUAGGGUUAGUUUGGCCUUCACUAUUGCAUCUCGUAGCUUUAGGAGAUCCACGACAGGUAGCAUAUCUAACUGUAAUUUUUGUUUUAACCGAGCCCGGGGCAUGGUCUUGACAUUCCAGUUACAAGUGAGCAAUGGAUUUAGUUGAUUUGCAAGAUAGGCAUACCUUGUCAUAGUGCUUUUUGUGACCGAGUCUGAGGUGUGAAAUGGCUACUUCAACUUUUCCGUCAUGUGUGAAUGAUUAUAGCAUUUGGUAGAUCUUGGGUUGAAUUUUGUAUAGCUAACUGCCGAUCUUACUUUCGUUCCACUGGGAUUGUCAUCUUUGGGCUUUGGAGGCUUUGAUUUUGCUUUAUAUCUCCAGGUUAUUGAAGGGAAUAGGUUGUAUAUCCGCUUCGUCUGGAGCUGGCUUCGCCAGUGUGUCUGCUUUUUCAUUUCCAUGAAUAUCUAUGUGAGAGGGGAUCCAACACAGCUCCACCUGUUUCCCCUGGUCCGAUAGUUUUUGUAUAUUAGUGUAAAAUAGUAUUGACUGUGUUUGGUCUCGAGUUUGAGUUUCUGUCGCUGAUGGCUUGAAGUACACUUAGCAAGUCUGAUUGGAUGACUGCCUUUGCUUCCAGUAGCUCCGGAAUGAGUGCAUGAUGAAUUGCCUACAAUUUAGCAGUGAAUACUGAUUGACCAGGCAGGCAAGGAAAACCAAAUUUGCUUGGGGUUUGGAGCUAUGGAUUUGGAUCCCGUAACCAGCAGCGUUGUUGAUAGGAUUAUUGGAUCCAUCAGUUGUUAUAUGGCAGUGUAUUUUAUUGUUUAACAGUGAUUGUUUAAGAGUGACUAGUAUCCUACCCUAUUUGGUAUCCCUGGGAUGAAAUUCUCUAGUGUCAGGAUGAUUCUCCCUAGUGAAUUUGAACCCAUACCAGUGUCUUUAAUCCUAUCCACAUCUUGCCACAUAUUCUUCCAAUAAAACCUGCAUAGGUUUUGUCCCUAGCGAGAUGACAAGCAUCAUGGCUGUGACAGCCUCACAACACACUGUCCUUUCUGUCAGCUGUGGUAACUUUCCUCUUCUGUUGUCCUUUGUAUAAUAUAGCUAAUCUUUUUCCAAACAGAAAUGUUGACAUUUUUUGCCUCAAAGCUCUCUUCUGGUUAAAGUUACAUUUUUCUGGAUAAGAUUUGUCCUGUAAGUAACUGAACACUUUGGAAUACUCUGUUCCAUCCAUGGUUGAUCAAAAUCAACUGACAAUGUCAAUGUUAAACCUCAAAGUCAUGAAGUCAUGUGAUCAGCUGACAGCAUGUAAUGCAUGUGCAAAGGAAGUCUGUCAUGGGAUAAUAUACACUGGGAUGAAUUACCCUUACUUUUUGGACAUAACCUAUCCCAGAUUUCCCACAGUAAGGCAGGACACUAUACUCUAGAGUAAAACUUCCCCCAGGAUAAUAUUUAGGUAGGAUUUAUUCCUUGCUUACAAUUACAGCUGUAUUGCAUUGUUUCUGUUGAGAUUUGGUAGACGCUCAUUGCAUUGUGUUUGUACAGUGAUUAGUCGUCAGGAAGUAUCUACAUUUAGAUGCUAGUGUAGUGUGUAAACUUCCGGUCCCGUAUACCGCGGACGGUGAUAGUAUGUUAUCGAAACUUCUGUUAUGUUCUAUGUUGCGAGGGCACUAUGUGGAACUUUCCAGUUGCUGGAUAGGCUGUAUAUUAGGACACAAGAAUCACUGGAUUGUCCGGUCCAAUGUCAUGAGCAUCGAUCCACCCGAUCCCGUUAGUCGCCUCUAACGACAUGCAUAGUUGCCUUUUAAGGCAAGCCUGGGUUGCUCAAGAUCUUCACGGGUAAUAUAUAUUAUUAUCACUGACUUUUGCUAUCACCACUGUAUUUGUGUAUUUGAUACUGACCACUGCCAUCAUAUUAUAUAUUGCCAUUAACUCUUGUAUUACCACACUUUUGCUUGCUGCCAUUGUAAUUGUGCAGUAAUUUGUAUUGUU
This is a messenger RNA of Haliotis rufescens (red abalone), 4246 nucleotides long. RefSeq names its product hydroxylysine kinase-like. Lineage: Eukaryota; Metazoa; Mollusca; Gastropoda; Lepetellida; Haliotidae. The transcript has 6 exons. The coding region runs from base 107 to 1333 and encodes 408 amino acids. The record is from RefSeq and is a predicted model, not a curated record. Gene Ontology annotation, molecular function: amino acid kinase activity.